Molecule: messenger RNA, 2654 nt
Organism: Stegostoma tigrinum
Lineage: Eukaryota; Metazoa; Chordata; Chondrichthyes; Orectolobiformes; Stegostomatidae
Product: E3 ubiquitin/ISG15 ligase TRIM25-like
Exons: 2
Coding region: 14-1690 (558 amino acids)
Molecular function (GO): zinc ion binding; protein binding
Source: RefSeq, a predicted model, not a curated record
UUUUCUUCUCACCAUGGCUGUGUCGGGGACAUUUCUUUUUGAAGAGAAUCUUGGCUGUGCCAUCUGUUUGGAAUUGUUCUCAGAUCCUGUUACAAUUCCCUGUGGGCAUAACUUCUGUAUGAACUGCAUCAAGAACUACUGGGAUAAAGAGAAUUCCCACACCUGCCCUGAAUGUCAGGUGAGCUUUCUUCACAAGCCUCCCCUUUGCAAGAACAUUGCCCUGUGUGAGGUGGUGGAAAAGAUUUCCAAACCAGAGAAGGUAGCUUCUCAAGAGACUUGCGUUGACCCAGAUGAUGCUGUGUGUGAUUUUUGUGUUAAACUGAAGAUUAAGGCUAUUAAGUCUUGUUUAGAUUGCAAGGCAUCAUUCUGUGAUAAUCACAUCAGGCCUCAUCAGGUAAAUGCUGCGUUGCGCCACCACAAGCUGGUAGAUGCCAUCAAAAACACGGAGAACCAAGAAUGCAAGAGACACAAUAGACCACUGGAACUGUUCUGCAGAAACGAUGAGAUUUUUAUCUGUUGUAUUUGUAUAGUUCAAGAACACAGCGAGCACAUGGUCGUAACUGCGGAGCAGGAGAGAGUAAGGCAGCAGGAAAAGCUGUUAGGUAUAGAGAAAACAUUGAUAAACCUUGUAAAAAUAACUGAAAAUGAGAUUGGAGACUUGCGGAAGCAAACCGAGUCAAUUAAAAACACAGCAGUCACAGUGCAAAAUGACAUCGCUGCCAAGUUCAAGGAAUUGCUCCAAAACAUUGUAAAAGCAAAUACUACUGUAGCUCAAGUAAUAGAGAAAGAGAAAGAAGCAGUGCUGACUAAAACUGAAGAAGCUAUUGUCAAAAAAGAACAUAAAUGUGAUGUGUUGAGAAAGGAGAAACUUCAGCUAAAACAACUUUCAAGUAUUAAUGACAAUUUCAAAUUCCUGCAGGAGAUUAAAGCUUUAAACAAUGAGCAUGAAAAGACUUCAUCACAAGCCAUCUGUGACUUGAGUUUCAGUUUGGUCGGUUUAAGACAGGUUGUAGUUAAACUCAAGGAUCAACUGGAGAGUAAAUGCAAUGAAAUUAUUGAAAACCUAGGCACUGAAGUGACAGGAUUGGGGCAGCUUUGGCCAAGGCCACCAGAAUCAAAGUCUCGGAAGGAGCUUCUCAUGCACUUCCGUCAAUUAACGUUUGACUCAAAGACAGCGCACAAGUGCCUUUCCCUGACCAAGGGGAACCGUAAAGUGACAAACCUCUGGCCAGAGGAAGUUUAUGAUGUUGAUCACUCUGAGCGGUUUGACUGUUGCUGGCAAGUAUUGUGUUCAGAGAAGUUGGAUAAAGGUUCCCAUUAUUGGGAAGUUAAAAUCAGUGAAGGGAGCUGUGUCGGCGUGACAUAUAAAAGCAUAAAAAGAAAAGGACAAGACAACUCGUGUUUCAUCGGGAAGAAUGACCAUUCUUGGGGUAUUCAGGUAUACAGUACUCAUUGCUCAGUAUGGCACGAUGGUACAGAAGUUAAAACAAAGUCAGAGAAAUAUGAACAAAUUGGUGUGUACUUAAACUAUUCUGAUGGAAAUCUCUCAUUUUAUGCUAUCACUGACAAAGUUACAUUAAUAUACAAAUUCCAGGCUGUGUUCACAGAGCCAUUGUAUCCAGCUUUUAGACUUAUAAAUAGUCAGUCGUUUUGCUACAUUUCUGAUGAACUGGGCAAUGGAUUAUUUUAGUUAGGCACAGGGGAACAUUUCAACAUCAAAAUAAGACAUUCACUCAUUACAGUUGGAUAAAGAUGCAUUUUUACCAAGUUAUGGACUUCAUCAGAGGUUAAUCUGGUGAUGCAGCAGGUGCUAGGCAGACGUAAGUGAUUCCACAAUCAAUGGAUUUGUUCUAAAUUCUCAUGUCCUGCCACAUCCAGUGGUCAAUAGACAAUGAUCAUUGACAAUUAAACAAUUCAGUGGAAGAGGAGGCUCCAGGAAUAUCCCCAGAUUCAAUUGUGGAGGAGUCCAGCACAUUAGUAAAAACAAGAUAAGGCUGUAGCAUUUUCAAUAUUCUUCAGUUAGUGGUAUCAACUUCACAGCUGCUACUCUUCAGCCAAUUCAAUUCACUCCACAUCAUGUGGAGGGCUGGAAGCUCUGGAUACUGAAGAGGCUUUGGGCCCCAACAACAUUCGGGGAAUAAUACUGAAGACAUGUGCUCCAGAACUAGCUGUGUAACUAACCAAGUUGUCUUUUCUUAGUACAGUUACAUUAUUAACAUCUUCCUGGCUACAUAGAAAAUUCUCCACGGUUGAUAUUUUUUUAAAGUGUUCAAGAUACCAGCGUAUGUAAUUUCAAAAACAUCUGAUAUACUUGCAUCUAAAAUAAACCUUUUGAAAGGGAUAGCAAGAACUGCGAUGCUGGAGCCAGCGUUAACUCAGUAUGGAGCUGGAGGAACACAGCAGGCCAGGCAACAUCAGAGGAGCAGGAAAAUUGACUUUUCGGGCUCACAUUUCCUCCCCUCAAUAUUUGGUUAUGAGGACUGAGCUGCCACGUAUCAUGUGGAGUAAGACAGUGAGUCACAGGAGUUACUGUCUGCAGGAUUUUGCAGAGAGUGAAAAUUUGUAUUAAUUUGUUCCUCAUCAAGUGUUGUAUUAACAGUACUUGUCUUCAAGUUGCUGUGCUAGUAUUCCAGAUUGUGAUGGUCUUACUUAAA